Biomphalaria glabrata is the source of this 2412-nucleotide messenger RNA. RefSeq lists its product as uncharacterized. The transcript has 4 exons. The coding region runs from base 387 to 2396 and encodes 669 amino acids. The record is from RefSeq and is a predicted model, not a curated record. Lineage: Eukaryota; Metazoa; Mollusca; Gastropoda; Planorbidae.
UAAAUGGCAAAUAGUCACACAACCAACAUAGAAAAGCUUUCCUUUCUCACCUUGCGAUCUAUGGGGCAGAUGAUGUAAAGGUCAUCUAUUUCUGUUGCCCACAGUUAACGAGCGUGUUAUGUGGCCAGCACAACGACCAACCGCAUUUACUUUUCCCCAGCUAAUGCCAGGUAUCCAUUAAAGCUGGGUGGACUCAGGGGAGCUCUAAAGAUUCCGAAAUUGAAAAACCCAGCCAUGACCUGGAUUCGAACCCGGGACCCUCCGGUUCGGAAGCGUUGCACUUUACCACUCCUUUCUGUACACGGAGAUUUACAGACACAUUGACCACAACAUCACAAGAGUCGAGUGACCCAUGGUCAGUCUCCAGUACAGCAAGACUUAACACGAUGUGUAAAGUCAAGAAUAAAUUCGCGGUAUUCGCGGUCAUUUCCUUUGCCGCCAUCUUGAACUUGACCUUGUUCUACAGCGUCUCGCAGAAGUUGAAGAAAAGUAGGUCAUUCGGGGGCAGUUUCCUUUACUACAUAUCUGGCAACGACGUCACAACGUCACUCUUCAUAAAAGAUGGCAACGUCAACCAGUCCGUCAAUCAGACAAUCCAUCAGUCAGUCAAUCAAUCAUUUGCGCCUACAGAUGAAAGCUCCGGAGAUUCGCCAAGUUCUUCCGGUGACUCGAGCUGGUGCUCUUUCCCGCAACUGGAUCCUUUCGAUAGUAAAAUCCGGCAUCUCUUAAAGGCCGCCAAGCCCAUUGACUGCUCUGCGCACUGGCCCAACUUGGUCUACGCCGAUGGCGACUAUCUCUACGUGAACAUGUCAAAGGUCAAGCCUUCGCACAAGUUCAAGCAUUGUCGGUAUGUUUCACGAGCUCGCCAUGGGGGCAACUGCUCCGACAGAAAAACAAAGACUCUCUACACAAGUGACUAUUUCACAACAUACAUCAAAGUGAAUGAAACAGACUCCUACGUCUUUGUAGAGUGUCUCAGCACCUCCCGCAGCGUCAUAUCCCGGUCUUACAUUACGCUCAUUCGAAAAAGACACGCUCUUGAGGAGGAGCUCUAUCAAAACCUCGCAAGCCACCGAAAGACCGCAUCGCCGAAAGAAACCCUAAGCGUCAUUAUGCUCGGCCUGGACGGCAUGUCGAAGCAAAACUUCCAGCGAACAAUGCCCAAAACUCGAGAGUUCCUCGAACGAGAUUUACAGGCCGUGGAACUUCGGAAGUUCAACAAAAUCGGGCUCAACACGUUCCCGAACUUUGCCGGUCUGUUGGCAGGGCGCCACGAAGAAGAGCUCAAGUAUUCUUAUAAUGAGUAUCUAGAUAAGAUUAACGAUAAAUUCAUAUGGAGCCCGUACCGGAAAGCUGGAUACCGGACGUUCUUAAUGCUCGACUCAAUGGCGGUGAGCGCGUUUCACUAUUUGAAACUUGGGUGGAUGAAGCCGCCCGUUGACUAUUACGUCAGAGAGAUGGUCAUCGACUCGGACAUAGACAAAAAGACCAGAGGGAAGGAGUUCCAGUGCUACGGCGAUAAGACAGAAAUAGAAACACUUACGGACCUCGUUGUUCAGUUUGCUAGGGUGUUUAAUCAUUCAACAACGCCGUACUUCUCUUUCAGUUUCCUGAUGCGUCAGACACACGACCAGCAACACUUGGCGGCUGCUGGAGACAUCUUGUACUUCAAUUUUCUGAGGACAUUGGUGGACAACAACCUACUGACCAACACUUUGCUGAUCUUUUUUAGUGACCACGGUCCAAGGUUUGGAGCUUUCAGGCAAACGCUACAAGGAAUGAUCGAAGGGCGGACUCCAUAUUUCUAUUUUGUUUUUCCCGCUUGGUUCAAGGCUAAAUACCCGGAAGUGAUGAAAGUGCUUAGCGUCAAUCAAGACAGGCUGACUUCCCACUUCGACGUUCAUGAAACGCUCAUGGACAUCCUCAACUUCCAAGGAGAAACAGGCCAAGGGGAGCUGACCAGCAGAGGCAUCAGCUUGUUCAAGGAAAUCCCCAGAGAACGUACGUGCGAACAUAUAGGUGUUCCGGUAGAGUACUGCGCAUGCGUGCAGCUCUCUGAGAGCAGCGUGGCGCCUGAAGUCAAGCAGAAAAUGGCCAAGACAAUCUUGUAUCAUGUUAUAUCGCUAACAGAGCACAUUAGAAAAUCGUGCGCGGCGUAUACCCUAACCUCAGUUAAUGCGGUGCUGAAAAUGUCUUUAAAGAAAGAUGAUAAGGAACUGUAUGCCUUGCUCAUCACUGCCAAUCCUGGAAAUGCAGUUUUUGAAGGUUAUGUGACUUUAGAUAAAAACGGCAGUACUACUCUAUCAGGACAUGUUAUUAGAGCAAGCAUGUACGGUAAACACGCUAACUGCAUCAACGACUUGCAUUUACGAAAUUAUUGUUACUGUAGACGUUAAAAAAAAAACCACCUAA